UAACUGUAUGCAAGCCAAAACUAGUACGCUGGGAUUGGAAGCCAUGAUGGGGCAAAUGCUUGAAAUCUCAAUGUUUGAACUGAGAAACACUGUAACAGAACUGGAAAAAAGACUUAGCAGUGUUGAAGAUGAAGGUAAUGAAUGGAAAACCAGAUAUGAGACACAAGUAGAAUUGAACAAACAGCUGGAAAGGCAAAUUAAUGUUCUUCAAGACAAGAUGGAGCUUAUUCGUGGAAAUCCAGCAGAUAAAUUGUCCAUUGUUCGCACCUUGGAUCAAAUGCCUGUGGGUUCCUUAAAGGAGGUUCUUAAACAACUAGAAGAAGAGAAGAGAAGUCUCCAGAAUCAGCUAAAAGACUAUGAACUUAGACUGGAACAAGAAGCAAAGGCUUACCACAAAGCUAAUGAUGAGCGGCGCAUGUACCUCUCAGAGAUCUUACAGACCUCAGCUACGCUUAAAAUUGUUGAAAGGCAAAAACCAGAUGCUCUGACAGGCAAAGGAGAAAACCAGAUACUGAGAGGGAGAUACAGUGUUCCAAGAAACCCGAAGAUGGUUAAUCCUCAAAAAGGAUCGAUUAAAAAGACUGUAGGAGUGAAGGGGCUUCCAAAACUAAAGCACUGAUUUAAUAUUAAUGGCAAGAACUUCCAAUCGCUUUUUUAAAAAUUUAAUUUAACUGAAAGUUUCUAAAUUGAAAAUGAAUGUAUUUGUGCCUUAUUAUAAUACCCAACCCAGAUUGGCAUGUCUUCUUGGCAGCCUUAAUGUAAGUGUUCCUCUGCCUAAUGGAAUUGUUCUUGUAGUUGCCAUCUUUGUUCUGGUGAUCUCUGACGCUUUCCAUUCUGGUUCUCAUCAGUGAUUCUGGGUGUCAGGGAGCUGGAAGCCUUGGAGAACAUUUAAUGUCUUUAUACACUAGGUAGAUCCUUGAACUCUGACUGCACAGCAACCGUUGAAAACAAACAAGCCUCUAGCAUUUUUGACCUCUCAACCAAGAAGGAGAAGGCAGACUGAUGUAACCUGAAGUAUUAUCUCACCACCCAAAACAGUAAAUCUCAGAUAAAAUUCCAUCCAAGGGCAUCCCCAUUCAGUAGAGGCAGCAAAGAGAGACUCUGAAGUAGUCUGAUGUUGGUACAGCUGAACAUGCCUUUCAUUUGGCUUUUAAAAAGACCGACAGCAUAGUUUACUAGCCAGUCUGAUUUCUUACAUGAUACCAUACAGUACAGUCCCUUUACAGUUUAAAGUUGUUAUAUAUUCCAUGAGCUUUCUUACUCUAGCAGAGAAGACAAAACACCUGCAAAUCUAACUUUUUAAAAGUUGGCUUGCCACAGAUCCUGUGUUGACCACCACUUUCUGUCUGCAUGGUUUAGAAGCACAGCACCAUUUCCAGCUACUUUAGGCACUAGUAAUGGGUAGAAAUGAAAGAAAAAUUGAGCUCUUUUUAUUAAGGAUUCUUCAGAGCCUAUCUUGUGGAGGGAUUGUUUCUUGUAAACACUAUAUACACAUUAUGUUUCCUGACAUUGGUAUGUUGCUAUUUGAAAUUUGAACUCUCAGAUGAACCUUUGUAUGCACAGUCUGGGUUCCAUAAAAAUCUCUAUGUAUUCUCCAGUGGCAGUGAUCCAUGUAUUUUUAGGGUCCAGAAUAGUGCCAGUCUUUAAAGUCAUCUCUUCAAUGAAAGUAGAACUACUGUGUAUUUUCAUUCUUAAGCAUGCAAUUAUUGUUGCAGUAUCAUUACCUACAUUUUAGUCAUUAAACUUCAGCAGAAUUUUUUUAAGUGGCAACAGGAAAAAUGUUUUGGUAAUGAAGCUUCAAGCCUCUGGGUUACAUCUUAAAAGCUCUUGGCAGAGCAAAUGUGAUUGAUUGACUGCCCUUUAUUUUUAAGAGCAUCCCUAGCUCUUUGCAGUAUCUAAUAAAGCUUUUUGCCUCUUUAAGAGCAGUACUAAUAGUUCCUUAUUACUGGCAGCAUUAAAGUGAGGCUGUAAUUAAACUCAUACAAAAAGAUCAGUGAUGUCAUUCUAAAAUGCGGAGAAAGAAGACCUGCAGUAUUGUACAGCGUAUUCAGUAUGGAAACCCCAUUUUUUUCUCUUACAUAGUAUGAGAUUUAUUACAGAUAUUUCUUAUGUUCCCAUGGUGCACCUGGUAUCAUUCUUUCAUAAGCAGGGCGGUCUGCCUGGCCAGUUUUUUCCUUACAGUCACAGUUGAAAGCAUAGCACAGCUGAUUAGGUUAGCACUCUUCUGUUGCUGUUUUUCACAUGGAAAAUUUCCAAAUUUUGAUUGUGCUGGCAUUUGUCAUUGUGGAGAAGGAGAGGGAGAAAAUCACCAUAAUGGUCCUUUUGGCAGAAAAGACAAGGGACAUCUGCAGUAGUGAAGAAUAUCCAGUUCUUGGAUUCAUGCAGCAGACAUUUACUGCUGCUGUCUCUGAAUCAGAUGUUAGUCAAUGCACUCAAGUCCCGUCCCUGUAGCACCUCAAAAUAACUGGAAACAUUGCACAAAUGUGGCAGAACGGCAUUUAUUUGCAGCAGGAGACUUGGAUGCUUCCCUCAUGGGUAGUCCUCUAUGAGGACUUAAAAAGAGACAUUUUUUUUGAAGCCUAAAAAGAGACAUUUAUUGGUACAGUUUGGUACAGUAAUGACCUGAGGAGAGGAGCAGACUAUGUCCUACUUAGUCCCUGUUUCAGCUUGCCAAGAGCAAUCUCAGGCUCUGAAACUCAGUAGCAUGAUAAUUAAGCCCUAAAACAUGUGUUUGACCAUUCUAAUUGUGUGUCGAGCUGUAAUGUUUGCUGUGCAAAAUGGUUAUAGUUCUGUACUCUUACUCUUUGAAUUACUUGGCAUUUCAUUUUCCUCCCGCCUUUCUGAAAACAAGGGCACCCUGAUGAUUAAGUUUGAUGACUCAAGUUUCUUCGCAACAGCAAAAAGAUAGUUUUUAGUUUCAGAAGUGUUGUGUUAUUUCUUUGGACUUGAAUAAAACUUUUACACUGCUAGCUUUCCCAAACCAUGUUGGAAUUUUUGGUUUGCUUUGAUUUGGCGGUUUUGGAUGGAUGAGUGUUUUGAAAUUCCUGGCUUUAUCUUGCACGGACUUUUCUCACUACUGCUAUACUGUGCUGUGAAAUAGGCUUUGUUUACAUUUGCAGCAAUGAACAGUUAGUUACAUGUCUUUAUACAAUAUCUUCUAUAUGAAUAUUUCAGCACAUUUAGGAGUAAUUAAUCCUUCAAAGCAGAGUAUGUACUAUUAUUUUAGGCACAGAAGACUGAAUCACAGAGCUAGGUUUAUUUAAAGUAGAGAUGGGAGUGUAGUGAUGUCUGGUUUUUCCCUGAUUUCAUGACAGGGUGAUCUUUUGUAAUGUUGCUAACUGUUGCAAGGUAAAUUCUGUCUCCUCUAAAGUCUCUGUGUGUCGUAUUCUAAACUGGACGAAUCUGAAGCCAAAAAUGGGAAAUGGAAUUGCUGACAGUUGUGGUCAGUGAGUGAAGGGAGCGAAACGUCAGAGGAAGGUAGGAUUAGAGCUGAAGGUUUGAAUCUGGCCAAACUUCUUCCUGCAGCACAGAAUGUAAUUGGGAUUCCAGAUACACUGGUUGUAAUGGGUAAGUGCCUUUAAUUGAUGGACCGAGAAAUUUGAUAUCCUAACUCUUGGGACUUGAGAGUAUGCUUCCUUUACGUGAUUACUCAUGUAACUCCACUGAUUUCAGAUGAGUCAUGAUUUUGAGGGAACUAUGGCAUUUUAAGUAUUUACCCAUGUUGUUACUGGAAAAUAUGAAUUAAAAAACUCAAAUGCUGGUAAGCAAACAUUUCUUAUUUCCCAAAAAAACUUUUAUUUUUUAAGUCUCGUGAUUUAAGAGAGUAUUGAGUCGUGAUUUUUCUUUUUAAUAAAUCUGUAUAGCACCACUGUUUUCCUCUAUGACAGAAUAAAAUUAAAAUGU
Molecule: messenger RNA, 3903 nt
Organism: Gymnogyps californianus (California condor)
Lineage: Eukaryota; Metazoa; Chordata; Aves; Accipitriformes; Cathartidae
Gene: CCDC169
Product: coiled-coil domain containing 169
Exons: 8
Coding region: 8-619 (203 amino acids)
Source: RefSeq, a predicted model, not a curated record